Molecule: messenger RNA, 1326 nt
Organism: Nylanderia fulva
Lineage: Eukaryota; Metazoa; Arthropoda; Insecta; Hymenoptera; Formicidae
Source: RefSeq, a predicted model, not a curated record
UAUUUUGUUGCUUCACUCUUCUCAACUUCUCACAAAUGGAUAUUAAAAAUCCAACUCUCGACUUUUGUGCGCGUGAUUCCACUCUAACCUUGUGCAACUCUAAUCUCGCGCGAAGGAUGCCUCUUGAAUGCAUUUUCUGGUCAAGAGUCAAAAAUUCAUUGCGGAUGCAACUACAAUAAAAAAAAAAUAUAUAUAUAUAUAUAUAUAUAUAUAGAUAUACAUAAUAUAAGGCUAAGGAAGGUAUAAAGGGAAAACAUGAACGUUCUAAGGCAAGUAACGUUUAACCUGGCCGCCCUGAGCAGCGUAGGUCUAGGAGGCUGGUAUCUGGGCAAGUUCUCCGAACAGAGGCGAUAUUCGAACGAGAAAGACAAUGAAACGAGCAUUUUAUCGAAGAUGACAAUUCGAAAUAUGCCAGGAUUGCCUUUGUUUGGCACUGUUUCGGCGGCUACUUCUUUGACAUCCGCUGAAAGCAACCGCGAAAUGGGUUCCAAAGUGUCUUCCACCGCUGCGAGAGUGUCGCAGAUUAUGAAAUUUGGUUUUCCUGGAUUGGAUCAUGUCAGAUCGUAUGAGGAUUUUGUGUUGUCGUAUGACAGGAAGAAUAAAGUUGCUCACUGGGUAUUUGAACACUUGGCUAAAGACAGACUACAGCUUAAAACUGAAGUGAAUCGUUCAAAGUGCGAGUUCAAGUCUGAUCAGAGUAUACACCCUUUUUUCAGAUCAGAGAAUAUAGAUUACAAGGGAAGUGGUUACGAUCGUGGUCACUUGGCUGCAGCUGGAAAUCAUAGAAUGGAGCAAAAACACAUGGAAGAAACCUUCUUUCUUUCCAAUAUGGCACCGCAAGUUGGUGUGGGCUUCAAUAGAGAUUCUUGGAAUAGAUUGGAAAAACAUGUUCGAAAAUUGACAAACAUCUAUAAAGAUGUUUAUGUAUGCACAGGGCCAUUGUAUCUUCCCAAAAAAGAAUCGGAUGGAAAGAAAUAUGUACGUUACGAAGUGAUAGGCGCAAAUCAUGUUGCAGUACCUACUCACUUCUACAAGGUAGUUGUUGGUGAAACGAACGAUGGCAAACUGGAUAUGGAAGCCUUCGUGAUGCCAAAUGCUCCAAUCGACGAUAACACACCACUCACUAAUUUCCAGGUGCCACCAGAGAGUAUCGAACGCGCUGCCGGACUCUUAUUCUUUGACAAAAUAUCGCGCAAUAAACUAAGUAAAGUAAAUGGCAAAAGCACAAGCUGACUUUUGAAUUUUCUACAAUCAUAAAGAUUCUUAAUUUCUAAUACAUCGUCAAGUAUAGGUCUAGUCAAUUAAAAAUUCCUAUUGUACAUAUAA